UUUGAAAUUGGUCAGGAAGACAAUAUUCAUGCUUUUCCUCUAUCAUCAUUUCAAUCACCACAGCAUUUAUAUAAGCAUGCAAUUUUAUUUUCUCCAAAUCCUUUACAUAAUUAUGUGAUUUCAUUUCCUCCUAAU
Molecule: messenger RNA, 135 nt
Organism: Dentiscutata heterogama
Lineage: Eukaryota; Fungi; Glomeromycota; Glomeromycetes; Diversisporales; Gigasporaceae
Source: the annotation of a GenBank genome assembly